Molecule: messenger RNA, 1362 nt
Organism: Caenorhabditis remanei
Lineage: Eukaryota; Metazoa; Nematoda; Chromadorea; Rhabditida; Rhabditidae
Exons: 3
Coding region: 1-1362 (453 amino acids)
Source: RefSeq, a predicted model, not a curated record
AUGCCUGUCAUACCAUUACGGUAUGAAAGUUUGAAGGCGAUUCUGCCGUACAUGGACCCAAAUACACGAUUUCAAAUCUCUCUACACAUUCCAUCAGUCAGCUCCCUUGAGAGCCGCAUACCACUGAAAAUCGAGAAUUUGACGUUUGCAGGUUCAUUUACGGAGGUGAAUGAGGUCUCCUACCGCCUUGCUGUAUACCGUGAUUAUGGACGCAACGAAACUCCUCUCGAUGUUGUCCGUAUGAAUCAAAGGGGAGGGUCUUUCAAUGACAUUGAUCAAUAUGGAGUCAUCAUAUAUCCCGGAUUAAACCACGUACUUCCAGGAGAUCUCGAUUUGAGAACAGGAGUUCAACUAGAUGUUCCGGUUUAUACGGAGGAAUGGGAACAAGGUCAUGCGCAGCAGCUGAGAAUUUUAAAAAUGUUGUUAGCCGAACGGUUGAAUCAGGAGUAUAUUGAAGACGACGAAACCAGGAAUGCAGGGGCUUCCAAUGAGACAUUUCGACAAACUGUAUUAAACGAUUCUGUAGAAUCCAUUCAAGAUCAAAUUCAAUCACUUCGGGACCGGCUCAGUGCUUAUAACAAUCGUCGAAACAAUCAAAUUCCUCCUUGUACCUCUUGGAUUCAAUUUACUACAAGCUCUCCAAAAGGAGUAACAAUCCAUCGUGUCGCAUACAAUAAGUAUCUUUAUGAAGCAAAAAAGGCGGUGCACACGAAACUAUUUGGAAAUCGUGAUUUGAAUAUAUCAGUGAAGAAUCUGAAAAUUGAGCUUCACGAUCGAAUUAUCCGUUUUCCCGCGGCAACUGUUCUGAAAAUCGAAAAUUUAGAAGUUCUAUUCUGGAAUUCGCUUGCAUUGGAUCGUUUCAAACAAGUCAUUCAUCCAUCAUCUUUUCCACUUCAACAACUGAAAGUUUCAAGUAGUGUUUUCGCUGCAGAUUUUCAACACACCAUUGUGAGAGAGGCAAAAAUAUUGAUCAUCGGUAAUAUUACCAGUGAAAAUGGUUCAUGGACCCCAAUUCUUCGAAAUCUGACCAACCGAAUAGUGUACUUGGAGAAUGAGAACAGACGAAAUCCACCAAAUAAUUAUAUGGAUUUGAUUGAGAAUUGGUUGGAGAGAGGGCGUCCGAUUGGGACCACUUUCUAUAUGGGAAUCAAAAACGAAGAGACCGUGAAGCAAUGUUUGGACAUUUUGAGACAGAGACAAGAAGUUAUUGGAUCUUCUGAAAAACAAGUUCAACUCCGUAUCAAUGCUGCAUUGAUGCUCGAAGUUUCUUAUGAAAUGAUUGAACAACCUGGGAGAUUCCUGAGAAAUGCCCAUGGGAAGUGGUGGCUGAGACUAAGAGUUGUCCGUGGAAGAUCUGAUUAA